CUGAUACUUUCAGCCCAUGGAACAGGAGGCUAUGCUGGACAAGUCCAGGGGGGAUAUGGAGCCCUCGGUGCAGGAAUGGAGUCAACCGGUGGAAAAUAUGGUGAAUACGUCGGGGGGGGAGCUGCUCAGGUCCCUUAUAAUCCCGUGAUUCCGGCUGGAAUCGAAGGUGAUGGCGGCUACCCAUAUCCUGCUCAGCAGCUCAAUCUUGCCGCUCAAGGCACCAAAGCCGCCAACAAAUAUGGGGCUGCUGCAGGUUACGGAGUUCAGCAACCAGGUUAUGGCGCCCAGCUUGGAGCAGUUCAAGACGCUUUGGGAGAGCAGACAGGCAAAUACGGAGUCAACCCAGUCCUUGGUAAUGGGUACAAAGGCUAAGUGAGAAGACGCGUUCAUAUGGAAGUGGAUCAUCCCCUGAAUGGUUUUGAUGUCAUGCUUCUUUAGUGCUUUUGUGCACGUGUGUGUUUGUGAGUCUUCAUCCUCUGGUGUGCUCUUUGUCUUUUGACUCCAGUAUUUCUCUGUAAGCCAUUGUUUGUUUCUCAUGUAGAUUUUUUU
Menidia menidia (Atlantic silverside) is the source of this 549-nucleotide messenger RNA. The record is from the annotation of a GenBank genome assembly. Lineage: Eukaryota; Metazoa; Chordata; Actinopteri; Atheriniformes; Atherinopsidae.